CAUCAGCCUCCACCAGGAUGUAUUUCUUAACAACAGCAUUUUCCCGUUCUGUUCAGCGAGCUUACUCGAGUGACCGAGGAUAUCCCCGCAUCAACCCCUCAAUAUAGCCGAUACAUGCUACAACUUCAGGCAUGGACAAAAUAUAUAAAUCCGACUGCCGCCAAUUUUUAAGAGUGCAAACAUACAUCACUGUCAACCGAGAGGAGCUGUCAUAAUAUACUGAACUGAGGAGCCCAAUCGACGCCGUUCUGAAUCCAACGUACAAAUCGAAACCUCGAAUCCGACCGUGAUCAUGCCUGGCCGUCUCGCUGACAAGAUCGCCAUAAUCACCGGGUCGUCUUCUGGCAUAGGACGUGCCAUAGCUCAAGCCUUUGCCUCGCACGGCGCAACUGUAAUAUGUUCUGAUCUACGAGAAGAGGCACGCGUCCCAGGACCCUCGGGCGAGGCCGACUCCUCACAGCCCAGCACCGUAUCCGCCAUCACGUCAGCCGGGGGCACCGCCAUCUUCGUCAAAUGUGACACAACCAAAGCGGAGGAAGUCGAAGCCCUUGUCAACACAGCAGUUCAGAAGUACGGUCGUCUGGAUAUCAUGGUGAACAAUGCCGGCAUCGCCGUCGAAACAGGGAGCUCGCACGGUCCGCGCCCUGUGUGGGAGUAUGACGAGGCCGCCUUCGAGAAUACGCUGGGUGUCAAUGUCAAGGGCGUCUUCCUGGGCGUCAAGUACGCGAGUGCCGUGAUGAAAGAUCAGCAGCCCGGCGCCAAUGGAGAUCGUGGUUGGAUUGUCAAUCUGGCGUCGGUAUUUGGGCUGGGAGGCGGCCCGGGCUCGAGCGGGUAUGUCACGAGUAAGCAUGCGGUGAUGGGGCUUACCAAGGCGGCGGCGUGGGACUGUGCACCGAUGAGGAUCCAUGUUAAUGCGCUGUGUCCGGGGUACACGCAGACUGCUUUCACGGCCCCGAUCUGGACUGAUUCGGAAGCUACGAAGAGGAUUGAAGGAAUGCAUCCGUUUCGAGGACUGGGGACACCGGAGGAUAUUGCGAGGGCGGCGGUAUUCCUGUCAAGUGAGGAGGCAAGUUGGAUUACGGGGAUUGGGUUGCCGGUGGAUGGAGGGUACAGUAGCAUGUGAGAGAGUAGAGAAUAAGUGU
Messenger RNA from Boeremia exigua, 1142 nucleotides. RefSeq names its product short-chain dehydrogenase/reductase-like protein. The transcript has a single exon. The record is from RefSeq and is a predicted model, not a curated record. Gene Ontology annotation, molecular function: oxidoreductase activity. Lineage: Eukaryota; Fungi; Ascomycota; Dothideomycetes; Pleosporales; Didymellaceae. The coding region runs from base 293 to 1123 and encodes 276 amino acids.